Messenger RNA from Syngnathus typhle (broad-nosed pipefish), 3041 nucleotides. RefSeq names its product transcription factor Sox-9-B-like. Lineage: Eukaryota; Metazoa; Chordata; Actinopteri; Syngnathiformes; Syngnathidae. Gene Ontology annotation, molecular function: RNA polymerase II cis-regulatory region sequence-specific DNA binding; DNA-binding transcription factor activity, RNA polymerase II-specific. The record is from RefSeq and is a predicted model, not a curated record. Bases 275 to 1714 code for a protein of 479 amino acids. Gene Ontology annotation, cellular component: nucleus. Gene Ontology annotation, biological process: chondrocyte differentiation; oligodendrocyte differentiation; heart development. The transcript is spliced from 3 exons.
CGAAUAAAUUCUGCGCUCCUCACAACUUGCAAGAGUCGCUCCGUGAGUCACGUUUCCUAAAGUUGAGGAGUAGAAAUCACACUUCGCCCUCCUUGCAAACCCCAAAAGGACCGAUUUGCUUAUCUGGGAACUUUUAAUUUUGCCGUCAGUGCAAGCAGGAGGAGAGCGCGUGCCUUCGCCGGCAGGCUGUCAUUGCGCUCUUUUGGAGCUCCGUGCGUGUGGAUUCGCACAUUUUCUUACUUUUUUUUUUUGUGCCGCUCGCCACUUGUUUCGCAUGAAUCUCCUCGACCCUUACCUGAAAAUGAGCGAAGAACAGGACAAGUGUCUCUCCGACGCGCCCAGUCCCAGCAUGUCCGAGGAUUCGGCCGGCUCGCCAUGCCCGUCUGGCUCCGGCUCGGACACGGAGAACACUCGGCCGUCCGACAUGCACCUCUUGCACGGCGCCGAUUACAAGAAGGAGGGCGAAGAGGAGAAAUUUCCCGUGUGCAUUCGAGACGCCGUGUCCCAGGUGCUUAAAGGCUACGACUGGACACUGGUGCCUAUGCCGGUGCGCGUCAACGGCUCGAGUAAGAACAAGCCGCACGUCAAGAGACCCAUGAACGCGUUCAUGGUUUGGGCUCAGGCUGCACGUCGGAAGCUGGCCGAUCAAUACCCGCACCUGCACAAUGCGGAGCUCAGCAAAACUCUGGGAAAACUUUGGAGGCUGCUCAACGAGGCCGAAAAGAGGCCGUUUGUGGAGGAGGCUGAGCGCCUCAGGGUGCAGCACAAAAAAGACCACCCGGACUACAAGUAUCAGCCCAGGCGGAGAAAGUCGGUGAAGAACGGCCAGAGCGAGCCCGAGGACGGCGAGCAGACGCACAUCUCGCCCAACGCCAUCUUCAAGGCUCUGCAGCAGGCAGACUCGCCCGCCUCCAGCAUGGGCGACAUGCAUUCCCCCGGAGAGCACUCGGGUCAGUCCCAGGGCCCACCCACUCCCCCAACCACCCCAAAAACAGACCUCCCCAAGUCAGACCUGAAGCGUGAGGGACGCCCGAUUCCGGAGGGUCCCGGCCGCCAGCUCAAUAUCGACUUUGGCGCCGUCGACAUCGGCGAGCUGAGCAGCGACGUCAUCUCCAACAUGGGCAGCUUCGACGUGGACGAGUUCGACCAGUACCUGCCGCCCCACAGCCAGGCAGCGGUGGUGGCGGCGGCGGCCGCCCAAGGGGGCUACAGCGGGGGCUACGGCGUGGGCGGCUCCUCAGUGGCCUCCCCGGCGAGCGCCGUUGGGGCCUGGAUGUCCAAACAGCAGCAGCACUCUCUUAGCACCCUGGGGGGCUCGGCGGCAGGGGAACAGGCUCAACAGCGAGCCACUCAGAUCAAGACGGAGCAACUGAGCCCGAGUCACUAUGGCGAGCAACAGCAGCAGGGCGGGUGCUCCCCCCAACACGUAGCCUACGGCUCCUUCAGCCUCCAGCACUACAGCGCUUCCUCGUACCCACCCAUCACCAGGGCCCAUUAUGACUACUCGGAGCACCAGGCGGGUGCCUACUACACUCACUCGUCCGCUUCAGGCCAAGGCUCCGGCCUCUACUCCAACUUCAGCUACAUGAGCCCCAGCCAGAGGCCCAUGUACACCCCCAUCGCCGACACCGCCGGGGUGCCCUCGGUGCCGCCCACCCACAGUCCCCAGCACUGGGAGCAGCAGCCCAUUUACACCCAGCUGUCCCGGCCGUGAGGACUCAACUCCGCCCUUGAAAACACCACAUUGACUCUUUUUUUGAUUUCCUAGUUGUAUCUCUCUGGGGUCACUGAUUGUGUAGUGCUACAUUCACCUGACUGUGGUGCAGCCGGUGUCUAUCCUGUUCCCCGUGCUGUGACUAGUCCGGGGUGUAGUCCGCCUGGGAGGGUUUGACCCUGAAGAGGACAAGCAGUAUAGAACAUGGAUGUGUGAAUGGAUGGAUGAGUGUCUCUCUCUGGAUUGGCUCCCGACAGUGCCUUUUUGUAACGCUUGGAAUGGUGAUUAUAUUUUUCUAGAUAUAAUACACGAAUAAAUCCUCCGUGAGGACAUAGUGCUUUGGAAUAUUUUAGUAUGUACUGUGUAUGUGUUCUGCUCUUCAGCUAAUCCGUGCCAUCCAUCCAUUGGAAAUGUCUUAAAAGAGUAAAAUGGGGGGGAAAAAAGCACACUCUGUGGCCUUGCUUCCGUUUUUGUUUUUUGAGGGGGAGGGGCUGUGAUGACUGAGUUUUUUUCUACUGUACAUAUUUUUAUUCCAAUGGAGGACUGAGUGGCGCAGGCCAAGUCAGACGUGUGGGGAGGGGGGAAAUAUGAUGUUUAUUUAUAUUCUGAGCAUUUGGCCUUUUUUAUAGCAGCUCUCUGAGGUUUUUUUUUCUCGACUUUUAUGACGGGUUGCAGUAUGACAGGUCGUAGUUUGACGGGUGUUAGGUUGCGCUCGAAACCCGUGCUCUUUUCGGCUUCCGUCUGCCUUGAUGCCACUGGUGCCUGCGGAGCCGCGGGCGGGAGGCUCCGUCCACUGGUAUUCCCACUUCCUGCUCUCAGCAGCCAGCAGGUCUGAGCCUCGGCACGCGCUUCUCUCCUCCCGGCAACGCCUUCUCUAACCUCUCUUAAUUUAUUCUUUAGCAUUAAUUUUAUUGGAAAAUUAACUUUUUUUGUUUGUCGCAAUUAUCUUCGGAGUUCAGAGGCUCGUCGAGCUGAGUAGAUUGUUGUCGUUUUGUUUUGUGGUACGGAUGUGUUUAUUUAUCAUUUGUAAAUGUUAUCAUUUGAUUCCGUGUGUGUACAGAUUAUUCGAGUCAAACUGGAACUUGUUUUGUUUUCUCACUGUCGUUUGAGGCUAUUUUGUGGAAAAAAAUGUUGCUGGAAUGCACAUAUGUUCUUUUUUUUGUCUUUUGAGAUUUGUGUUCCGUUUAUAUUCUGUAUCAUUAGUCCUGAUUUAUGUCAUCUCUUACCGCAGUCUCCUUUUAGGGAAACAUGGCGUCUUAAAAAAAAAAGCAUAUCUUUUUUUUGUAUCAUAUUGUUUGCAAUAAAAACAAAACACUGUAAACUGUUA